GCAUUGAUUCUGAUAAGACUGCGCGGAUGCGCAGGCUGGUCUGGAUCUAUGCUGGUCGCAAACUCAUUAUGUUGGUUUUGUCGUGACACGGCUCAUUUGGUUAACUAUGCUAUUUUAGCAUUUCACUACCAAUUUCUAAAAAAGUCAAAAUUUAGGACAUUAAACAGUAGAUUCUAUUUUUACCCGGGUCGUGUCACGAUGAUUUUUAAGUCGAAAUAUGAUCUUAUUUGUAUAAUAAAAUAAUUGUAUGUCGGAAACUACAUCGCAGGACUAAGGGAUUUAAAGAAAGAUAUAUGCAACAUUGUAUAACCCUAUUUAUACCCGGGUCGGUAUUUUAUAUUUAAAUUAUCAGCGUGCUCUCAGGCGAAUGGUCAAAUUGUCUCUGUAUUGUCGAGUGCCUUAAAGUUAUUUUAAACACUUGUUUGAAGACUGUGGUUAAAAUUCAACAUUUGAUUUUUUUUUUUGCGGAUAUUUCUCUUAUAAAAAUUAGAUCAUAGUUGAAGAUGGUUGAACAUGAGCAAAUGAAAGAGACGCUGCUAACAUGGAACAGCGCUGUAGAACUACAUAAUUCCGGAAAUUACAAUGAGGCAAUAGAGAAUUAUUAUAAAAUAAAAACACUGUCGGCAAGAAUGCGGUAUAACAUAGCGUGUGCUGAAAUCAAACUCAACAACGUACUUGCAGCUAUUAAGAAUCUGACCCUGGCUAUUGAACUAGACAAUCAUUUAGCUAUCGCUUUCUUCCUACGAGGAACCUUAUAUCUUCAACGCAACAGCAUGAAAGAGGCUAUAUCCGACCUUGAGAUGGCACGUGCAUUGUUACGAGGAAAACACGUUUAUAGACUAUAAACCACUAGGUCUACUUAUAAGACUUAACAGAUUUCAGAUUAUGAAUAAUCUUGCUGUAGCAAAUGUAAAGGUAGACAAAAUGUCAGACGCACGUGCACUUCUUCUAGUAAAGCGUUACACGACGCAGACGAUUUACAAAAGAAAUUAAUCAACACUUCAUUGGAAAGAUUAGAUGGAGGAAAUGUGUGUAUGAUGCAGACAAUGCACGUGUCAUGUGACAGAGUGUUUGCUCCGCCCAAAUCUGUGACUCAGAACAUAGAAAAGCCGGGUAUUGUUAGGAAAGCCAAAGUUGUGUCUGCUGCUAAUGCAGAAGACAGAAACACA
Molecule: messenger RNA, 1169 nt
Organism: Ruditapes philippinarum (Manila clam)
Lineage: Eukaryota; Metazoa; Mollusca; Bivalvia; Venerida; Veneridae
Product: NADPH oxidase activator-like
Exons: 5
Coding region: 504-845 (113 amino acids)
Biological process (GO): superoxide anion generation
Molecular function (GO): protein binding; superoxide-generating NADPH oxidase activator activity
Source: RefSeq, a predicted model, not a curated record